This is a messenger RNA of Homarus americanus (American lobster), 753 nucleotides long. RefSeq names its product activating transcription factor 7-interacting protein 1-like. Lineage: Eukaryota; Metazoa; Arthropoda; Malacostraca; Decapoda; Nephropidae. The annotation marks the transcript as partial. The transcript has a single exon. The record is from RefSeq and is a predicted model, not a curated record.
UUAAGGAAGAACCAGUUGGGAGAGCCAGUUAAGGGAGAACCAGUUAAGGGAGAACCAGUUAAGGGUGAACCAGUUAAGGGUGAACCAGUUAAGGGAGAACCAGUUAAGGGUGAACCAGUUAAGGGAGAACCGGUUAAGGGUGAACCAGUUAAGGGAGAACCAGUUAAGGGUGAACCAGUUAAGGGAGAACCAGUUAAGGGAGAACCAGUUAAGGGAGAACCAGUUAAGGGUGAACCAGUUAAGGGAGAACCGGUUAAGGGAGAACCAGUUAAGGGAGAACCAGUUAAGGGUGAACCAGUUAAGGGUGAACUAGUUAAGGGUGAACCAGUUAAGGGAGAACCAGUUAAGGGUGAACCAGUUAAGGGUGAACCAGUUAAGGGAGAACCAGUUAAGGGUGAACCAGUUAAGGGAGAACCGGUUAAGGGUGAACCAGUUAAGGGAGAACCAGUUAAGGGUGAACCAGUUAAGGGAGAACCAGUUAAGGGAGAACCAGUUAAGGGAGAACCAGUUAAGGGUGAACCAGUUAAGGGAGAACCGGUUAAGGGAGAACCAGUUAAGGGAGAACCAGUUAAGGGUGAACCAGUUAAGGGUGAACUAGUUAAGGGUGAACCAGUUAAGGGAGAACCAGUUAAGGGUGAACCAGUUAAGGGUGAACCAGUUAAGGGAGAACCAGUUAAGGGAGAACCGGUUAAGGGUGAACCAGUUAAGGGUGAACCAGUUAAGGGAGAACCGGUUAAGGGAGUCUACCUUUAG